Messenger RNA from Symbiodinium sp. CCMP2592, 1128 nucleotides. NCBI's taxonomy places the organism in Eukaryota, Dinophyceae, Suessiales, Symbiodiniaceae. The record is from the annotation of a GenBank genome assembly.
AUGCCGCCUUGUGACAGCAUCCCCUCUCAGAGCGCCAGGCAUCAAGCAUGCUUAGCCCGUCUGCAGCAACACGCGGCGGAGGAAGCCGAGCAGGAUUUGGAGGAGCGCGCCGCGCUGGACAAGGAGAUCGAGGAGCUGAACCAGCGCCUUCUCACGAAGGAAAGUGCUUCGGACAUCCUCGAGAAGAUGCAGCAGGAGCAGACGAGGAAGAUGGAAGAGUUCCGAACGCACGUCACCGAGAACAUGGCGAAGCAGUUCGCCGAUAUCCAGGAGGAGUCGCAGCAGCAGAUAGCAGGCCUGAAGGAGGUCAUCGAAGCCAAGGCCAAAGAAGGCGUGAAGCUCCUCGAGCAGCAGCACUCCGAGAGCCGCGAGGCUCGCUGCAGCGUGCUGGAGGCCGAGAUCCGGUCAACAGAACUCGUCAGUAGAGCUGCGCAGGAGGAGGUGGCCGAGCUGCGAGUCCGAUUGGCAGCCGCCCAGCAGAAGGCCGACACCUUGCAGGAGCUCCAAUCCGACAUUGCGAAGCAACGCUCGGACUUGGAAGGAGAGAAGCAGCAGCUCAAGCAGCAGGCAGAGGAGCAAGCGCAGCGUCUUGCUCAGCUUGAGCGGGAGAUGGAUCGCUUUCGGGUGGAGGCCGAUGUCCGCAAGGAGGAAAAGCUGCGAUUGGAGGCGGAGCGUGCCGCCGACACCACCGCAGCAGACCAGGAGCGCCGCACCUGGCAGGAGCGCGAGGCCGAGCUGCAGGCCACCAUUGCGGCCUUGAGGACGGAGCAGGAGAUGGAGGAGAAGUCUCUGCAGGAUCUCGGUCACAAGGACCAGGACUGCCGGAACGAGAUCGUAGCUUUGGAGCGCCGUGCGGAAGAACUCGAGGCGAGCGUGGAAAAGGUACAAAAAGACAUGCAGCUCGUGGAGGACCAGAAGGCAUACCUGGAUCUUGACAUCCAGAGCUUUCGGGACGCGCAGGCGAACCUGCAGGCAGAUACGGUGAGCCAAGUCGAUCAUCUCGAGGCAAAGCUGAAAGCCUCCAAGAAAAAGCAGAGGGACCUGGAGGAGAUGCUAAACGAGACGUAUGCCUUUCUUGCUGCGGACAGCAAGCGACGGUCUCGAAGACAGAGUAAGGUGUCGCGCUGA